Messenger RNA from Prosopis cineraria, 867 nucleotides. RefSeq lists its product as uncharacterized. The record is from RefSeq and is a predicted model, not a curated record. The transcript has 6 exons. Gene Ontology annotation, biological process: maturation of SSU-rRNA from tricistronic rRNA transcript (SSU-rRNA, 5.8S rRNA, LSU-rRNA). Lineage: Eukaryota; Viridiplantae; Streptophyta; Magnoliopsida; Fabales; Fabaceae. Gene Ontology annotation, cellular component: 90S preribosome; preribosome, small subunit precursor; nucleolus. Bases 299 to 784 code for a protein of 161 amino acids.
UUCACACUAAAGGGUUCGGGGACAUUGCCAUCAGACCCUCAAUCCCUCUCGUGCCGUCCACGAAGGUGAAGCUCCAGCUCCCUUAGACCCCUGUUCCUUUUGCCACCUUCCGUCAUCAUCGUCGUCAAGUGCCUCUUCCUGCUCCAGACUCUCAGUCGUUGUGAGCUGUCUUUAAUAUCGUAUUGUCAGGAUCGGCCAGUUGAAUCAGUGGGUUGAGCUGCCUUCGCCCAUCGAUCGAAGAGAGUCCUUCCCUUAUCAACAAACCGUAUUAGACACAAGAACCCUGAAACAAAUAUCAAUGAUGGGCAAGGCUAAUGUAAGACCAGGAUCAAAAUCUGAGCGCAAAUUUGAAAAGAAGCUGGAAUUUUAUAGCAAGGUUAGAUCUGCUGUUUCUUCGUUGAGUGCUCAAAAGUCAAUUACGAAGAAGAAUAGAAAUCAACGAAGACGUGAGAAGAAAUUGAAGGCAUAUGACCUAUCUGCACUCUGCGAUUCCCUUCCUGAGUUGAAGGCACGGGGACAGCCAGCUUAUAAGGGUAACUUGAAACUAAAUUGCAAAUCUAGACAAAAGAUAUUAGUGAAGGAACAAGCACGGUUUUUGCAAAAUCUUAAUGAUCCUUCGUUCCAAACGGAUCCCCUAUCUGCUAUUCAUCAACAUUUGUUGAGUACUCAACCAGUAGUAGAGGAGCAACCCAAGAAAAAAGAGAACAAAAAUGGAUCCAUGAAGAGGAAAGAGAAGAAAUUGAAGGCUUUAGUUAGAUCACAGAAUAUGGAAAUGUCAUUUUAACACUGUAUUAUGAAGGUACCGUAGUGAUUUACUUUUUGAAUGAAAAUCAAAAUACUCUAUCAAUUUCAGUUUUUUUCUUUUUA